GCCCACCACCAGGAGAUCUUGUCCCAACAGCAGGAUCUGAUCAUCGCCACACAAUCAGCACAAGCGUUACUCGACAAACAGGCUCAGGUCCUGUCACCCGCUGAAAAAGACAAGUUACAGAGGGACAUUAAAGAGCUGGAGGGUCGCUACAAGGCCUCCCUCACGCAGGCCGAGCAGCAGAUGAAGCAGGUCCAGACUGUUCAGGAGGAGCUUCAGAAGUUCAAGGGGGACUGUGAGGAGUUUGAGACGUGGCUACAGCAGGCCACAGGGGAGAUGGAGGAGCUCGGUGCGCCCGCUGCUGCUCUGGACACUCUGAGUAACAAUCUACAGAGACAGAAGAGUUUCUCUGAGGACGUCAUCUCUCAUAAAGGAGACCUGCGUUUCAUUACCAUCUCCGGUCAGAAGGUGCUGGACGCAGCAAAGGCCUGCGAUUGUAGUGAAUCUGGGGGAGCUGGCGGCCUGCCAGUGGUUGAUAUGUCCGGGACUUGUGCUGCAGUGAAAGAAAGGCUGGAUUCUGCCGCCAGUCGCUACAAAGCCUUGCACACGCAGUGUAAUCAGCUUGGAAAUAACCUGAAAGACGUG
This is a messenger RNA of Sinocyclocheilus rhinocerous, 582 nucleotides long. Its product is annotated as dystonin-like. The record is from RefSeq and is a predicted model, not a curated record. The transcript is spliced from 2 exons. The annotation marks the transcript as partial. NCBI's taxonomy places the organism in Eukaryota, Metazoa, Chordata, Actinopteri, Cypriniformes, Cyprinidae. Gene Ontology annotation, molecular function: protein binding.